ACACUGCGAGUAGCUCUUGAAGCUCAAACCAGGUGAUCUACAGAAGAGAGAGAGAGAGAGGGAGAUGGCGUGGAGCGCGACGAUGGUUGGAGCUCUGCUGGGGCUGGGCACGCAGAUGUACUCCAACGCUCUCCGCAAACUCCCUUACAUGCGCCAUCCGUGGGAACAUGUGAUUGGGAUGGGUCUCGGGGCGGUGUUCGUGAACCAGCUGGUGAAAUGGGACGCUAAGCUCCAGGAAGAUCUCGACAAGAUGCUUGAGAAGGCCAAGGCUGCCAAUGAGCGCCGCUACUUCGAUGAAGAUGAUGAGUAGUAGCAUUUCGUCUUUCUGUCUGAACCGUGGCCUUCAACCUUUUACAUGGUGGGAUGCAGACACAACUUGCUUGCAUACUGUGCCGUUCGAGUUUCAAGCAUGCUUUUCUAUGUGAAUUGCAUAAGCAGACGUCAAGCAUUGCAGUGAUAAUUUUUUAAGAGGCUUGCUUUUUUGUGAUAUUAGUGUAAUGUGUUUGGGGCCUCUUUCUGUUGGGCUUUGGGACUAGGUGGAAUAUCAUACUUGCAUUUUUAAUAAUUCUAUAACAGGUAAGGCACGGUUUUCUUUGAAUU
This is a messenger RNA of Rhodamnia argentea, 600 nucleotides long. RefSeq lists its product as uncharacterized. NCBI's taxonomy places the organism in Eukaryota, Viridiplantae, Streptophyta, Magnoliopsida, Myrtales, Myrtaceae. The transcript has 3 exons. The coding region runs from base 65 to 310 and encodes 81 amino acids. The record is from RefSeq and is a predicted model, not a curated record.